UAAGCAGCAUGUCGACGAGUGCAAAUGCCCUACCUCGAGCCCGAGAAAACGACAUAUCACCUUGAGAAGUCCAACGCAGGUGUCGUAGGGGGAAGUCACCGCCGCGGCACAAGUGUUAACACGCAAAACCGCGGUUGAUUAGGAAAGGCAUUCAAUCAGGCAAGGGUGACACUGCCAUAUAACCUCUCAAUAAUGGCUGUUGAAAAAAAAGAAAAAAAGAUACAUACAUACAUGUAUGUGUGUGUGGAUAUGUGCAUAUAUAUAUUCAUGUAUAUAUACAUCCAUAUAUAUAUGUAUAUAUACGUAAAUAAGUACUUAAAUCCUGAUAUUUCCAGCGGCUCUGGUCGAGUCUGGCCGAAGGCGACGAGAAAGGGGUGGUCCAGGCCCUAGAGGAAGGCGCUGACGUGAACCAGGUGAGCCGCGGCGGAGGUCGGCCCAUUCACUCCGCUGCUCUUCGGAAUUCGGGCGGUCUCGUGAGGAUCCUUUUGAAUCACAGCGCCCUCUGCGAUGUUUCCGACGACGAAGGCUUCACGCCUCUGAUGGUGGCGUCCCUGAAUGGACAUAGUGAGGUGGUACAGGAGCUGCUGAAGGCCGGUGCGGACCCGAAAAUACGUCGGCCUGAUGACUUCGGGGGGGACACAGCCCUCCACAUGGUGACCAACACAGACGAAGGCGAGGUGUUGAGAGCCCUGCUGGAGGCGGGGGCUGAUCCUAACGCUAGGGCCAGCGGCAUGAACGACAUGACGCCUCUGCACUUCGCUGCGGAGUUUGGGAGAGAGAAGUUGGCUGAGCUGCUCGCGAACCACCCGAGCUGCAAAGUCGAUCUGAAAGACGCCCGUGGCCUCACGCCCGCCCGCCUGGCUAAGGAAGGCUGCCCGAGCCUCUCCCUCUACCUGGAUUUGUGCUGCGGAGCCAAGUCUCGCAUGGACAAGCUUCUCAUCAUCGCAGUCAAGAGGAAUGAUGCGGCGGAAGUGAGGGCAGCGCUGGACGAGGGAGCGGACCUGAGCUUACAGGGUCCAGAGGAUGGCGGGACCUUGCUCCACCUGGCGUCCCAGGGUUCCUCAGGACAAGUUCUCCAGAUACUUCUCUCUCGAGGCGCCUCGGUGGACGCAAGGACCAGUCAGGGAUUCACACCGCUCAUGACAGCGGCUGAGAGGGGCGCAACGGACGCCUUAGAGCAACUUUUGGAAUAUCACGCCAACCCCAAGCUGGCCACUCCUGACGGGACGACAGCACUGCACUUGGCCGUGCAAAGUCAGGAUUCUUCCGCAGUGACUGCUCUCCUCGACGCCGGCGUAGACGUCAACGCCACCAAGGUCGACGGGUCCACGCCGCUCCACAUCGCCGCUGCGUCGGGGGCCCUCGGGCUGGCUCGUCUCUUGUUAGAUGACUACCAUUGGGAUGGUACCAAGGGCGGCUCGGCUGCCCAUGUUGCGAGGGAGGCCGGCCACCUGGAAUUCGCCAAGUUCAUCGAGCAAGUGGUCCGCAGUUGUGAUGAGAGUGACCACAAAAGUGCUGAGCUCCCCCAAGAGGACUUCCGCGUAGUGGUGGGCCAGCCCGUGCCUCCCAGUCCGGGCGUGUACCGGAACCUCUCCGAACCGUAUCGAGGCCGAGUCCUCAUCAUCAACUACCGGGAAUUCAGUGAGGAGGCACCCACUCGCAACGGCUCUGAGAAAGAUGUGGAAAAUCUCUGCAAAGUGUUUAGGAGUAUGGGCUACCAAGUGGAAAAUCACCAGGACCUGGAUCUGGAAGCGACUAAAGAGGUGCUGAAUAACUUCAGGAGUAACGAGGAUCUAACUAAAGUCGACUCCAUGUUCGUGUGCAUGUUGAGUCAUGGCAUCGACCGGGAUACAUUCUACACAUCUGAUAUGAAAAAGAUGGACGUCUCUGCGGUCCGAAAUAUGUUCAAAGAUGAGGCUUGUCCUAUCAUGAAGGGAAAGCCUAAGGUUUUCCUUUUCAGCUUCUGCCGCUUCUCUGGAGAAAGCAUAGUUGACGAUCAACCUCGCGUUAAGGACGAAGCCCCGCGUGACAUGUUAACCCUCUACGCGUCGACGGAAGGCUUCAAGGCUUUUGAGUCGAGCGAAGGAACUUUGUUCGUGCGGUCCCUGUGUCAAACUCUAGCCGCCCACGCCCACAGCAUGGACAUGAUCAGCAUGGUUCAGAAGCUGGACCAGCUCUUGGCAAAAUGUCCACACGCUACAACGACGGAGGCACAGAACUUCGCCUUCAAGAAGUUUUUCCUGAAUCCAUUGGAGCCGUCCGACGCAUAAUACUGCGGUGUCCAACGAUGACUGCGCUUCUUUGUAUGCUGGCGGGUGGGCGUGAGUGCCGGCUUUCGUAAACAAGACCACUGUGGGCCUUUAGGUCUUUUGAUCUGUCUGUUUUUCAGUACUUAAACACUUUUGUAUGGGUGUACAUACACGUGCGCACGUGUUUGUGUGUGUAUGCGUGAGUGCGUGUGCCAUUGAGUUCGUUUGUUGAUUAUCGUUUUAAAAUGAUGUGAUAGAUAAUGCUGCACCGUCAGUCAAUCAGGUUUGGAAUUUGCAUUUCAGUCAAGUCGAAUGAAGAAUCAUUUGGUGGUCGAGAAUUCUUGUUUCUCACCCCUUCCUCUCUCACGCGUGCUUAAAAAUGAGCCAGCAAUUUUGAAAUAUAGAGAUGUCGACAGGCAAUUUCGCCGCGUUAAUUACCAGCGCCCUUCGCCUUUCUUUUCAUUCCUCCUUCAAACUGUUCUUUUGUUUAACUUACCUUUUUCCGCCAUAAGGAGAUAAGAGAGAGAGGAGAAGCAUAGAAAGAAGAAAGACGAAAGGAUUUUCUUUUGUUUUUCCUUCCAAAUACCUACAUCUGAAUUGCUUGUUAGCGUGGAAUGGUUGUCACAGAUCUCUCUCUCUCUCUCUCCCUCCCUCUCUCUCUAUCUCUGUCUCUCUCUCCCUCUCUCUAGCACUCUUUUUUUCUCUCUGCCGAUUUACACCUUCGAAUCUGACAUCAUCAUGCGUUAUCGGUAUGAGAUAUCGCCAUGAUCUUUUUAUAGUGAUAAGACGGAAGACAAGAUUACAGAUGACUAAUAUCUUGGGAAAGUUUUGAAUAUGUCAUUCUACUUAAGGUACCAGUAAAAGAGAAGGAAAAAGUUCUGUGAGUGAGUAGAUAUACAAUGCACAUGCAUAGUGAGGUUGAUAAUUAUAUGCGAAAUAUAUCAAUCGUAGAUUACAAUAUGAUAAUGACGAUAAAAAUUGCAGCGACAGAAGUGAUAAAAGUAGCAUAUGACAUAUCGACAAAAUAUGUAAGAAUGAUAUCAUUCUAUAUCAACUUGAAUAUAUGAUAUAUCUAGAAGACUCAUAUGCACUGCUAAAUAACUCUUGCCGUUACAAAAGAAAAUAUAUAUUUUUUUCUCUCUCUCACACACGCACACGCACGCGCACAUACACACACGCACACACAUGCACACGCACACACACACACUUAUAACUAAUAAUUUUGAUUUGACUGAGACGAUUGAAUCUAUAAUUAAUUUGCAUGCUUUGUAUGACUUGUUUAACGAUGUGCGUGUGAUGCAUAGGGCUGAUAAAUAAAGAUAGACUGAUAGAUAAAGAGAUAGAUAUAUCGAGAAACAGAGAUAUAGAAAGAAAGAGGGAGACAUUAUAAAGCUGUAACGAAAUAAAACUGGCUAUUA
Molecule: messenger RNA, 3667 nt
Organism: Penaeus indicus
Lineage: Eukaryota; Metazoa; Arthropoda; Malacostraca; Decapoda; Penaeidae
Product: ankyrin-3-like
Exons: 7
Coding region: 540-2270 (576 amino acids)
Biological process (GO): proteolysis
Molecular function (GO): protein binding; cysteine-type endopeptidase activity
Source: RefSeq, a predicted model, not a curated record